Messenger RNA from Saccostrea cuccullata (small rock oyster), 363 nucleotides. RefSeq lists its product as uncharacterized. Bases 25 to 363 code for a protein of 112 amino acids. The transcript is spliced from 2 exons. The record is from RefSeq and is a predicted model, not a curated record. NCBI's taxonomy places the organism in Eukaryota, Metazoa, Mollusca, Bivalvia, Ostreida, Ostreidae.
CAAUGUCAGCCAGAAGUUUUAAACAUGUUACUCUCAAAGGCAACAGAUCCAUCAGUCAAGAGCUUGGUUAUGCAGAGCCUUCUUAAUCAAGAAACAUCAUGUUCACCAUCCAUCCCUAAAGGGUCAGGUGACCAGCGCUCAAGGUCAAACUCUUCUGAAACUUCACCAUCGUCAUUAACUUCACCACCAGUGUCAUCCACUUCAGCACCAUCUUCAUCCACUUCAGUACUAUCUUCAUCCACUUCAGCACCAUUGUCAUCCACUUCAGCACCAUACAAGUCAUCGGCUACAUCUGAAUCCCCCAUUACAUCUAGUGAAAGUAGCUCCAGCACACACAAUUGGAAGGCAGAGGAAGAAAUCUGA